Messenger RNA from Miscanthus lutarioriparius, 1875 nucleotides. Lineage: Eukaryota; Viridiplantae; Streptophyta; Magnoliopsida; Poales; Poaceae. The record is from the annotation of a GenBank genome assembly.
AUGGCGAGGCGGAGUGCCGAGUGCGAGCGCCUAAACUUGCGGCCCGCUAUCAGGGCCCAUUUGCCACUCGACUACACACCCCACUUGAAGAAGGUGGGCGGUUCGGCCCAGAACAGCAACCCCUCCUCCGCACUCGGCCCGGUGUGGACACAGCCGCCGCCGGCAGUUCGCCGCCUUUGCCCUGCUGCGAGCCUGCGAGCAAAGGGCCCUCUCACCCAACCAUCGCCGCCGCACGUCCGAGUGGACGCUUGGGGGCUCCGCCGACGGCGCCGCGUGUCUGAUCUUACUCAUCCUCCAAGAUCCUUGAACAGAGCUUCCAGACAUAUUGUUCCAUUCAAGGCCCGUUUGUUUACGCAAUGCUCACUUGAGGCCCGUUCAGUUGACCAAGAGAUUGUGAUUGCUAUGGGAAGUAAUGUGGGUGAUAGAGUCAGUACAUUCAACAGGGCAUUGCAGCUGAUGAAAAGCUCAGGCGUGAACAUCACUAGGCAUGCCUGUCUCUAUGAGACUGCCCCUGCUUAUGUGACUGAUCAGCCGCGGUUUCUUAACUCUGCCAUUCGGGGCACAACUAGGCUCGGGCCACAUGAGCUUCUUAAAAUGCUAAAGGAAAUUGAGAAGGAUAUUGGCCGCACUGGUGGAAUAAGGUAUGGCCCGAGACCUAUCGAUCUAGACAUACUUCUUUAUGGCAACUCCCAGAUCCAUAGUGAGACUCUAAUUGUGCCACAUGAGCGCAUCCAUGAGAGGUCAUUUGUUUUAGCACCUCUUGUUGAUCUUCUAGGUGCAUCCGGCGACGACGCUAUCGAAACAAGUUGGCACUCUCUCUCAAAGUGCAGUGGAGGUUUUUUUGAAUUAUGGAAUAAACUUGGGGGUGAAUCUAUAAUUGGAACAGAAAGUAUUAAAAGGGUAUUACCUGUUGGGGAUUGUUUGUUGGAUUGGUGCGAGAGGACCCUUGUCAUGGGGGUCCUUAAUUUGACACCAGACAGCUUUAGUGAUGGAGGUAAGUUUCAACAAGUGGAAGCUGCCAUUUCUCAGGCUAAGUUAUUAAUCUCUGAAGGUGCAGCUAUCAUUGAUAUUGGUGCUCAAUCUACCAGGCCCUUUGCAAAGAGAUUAUCUCCAAACGAGGAGCUUGAGAGGUUGAUUCCUGUUCUAGAUGAGAUUACAAAAAUUCCUGAGAUGGAGGGCAAGUUACUCUCAGUGGAUACAUUCUAUGCAGAAGUUGCCAAUGAAGCUGUGAAAAGAGGAGCUCACAUGAUCAACGAUGUAUCCGCUGGACAGCUUGAUCCAAUAAUUCUUAAAGUUGCAGCUGAACUGGGAGUUCCAUAUGUUGCAAUGCACAUGAGAGGAGAUCCGUCAACUAUGCAAAGCGAACAAAAUUUACACUAUGAUAAUGUCUGCAAGGAAGUUGCUUUGGAGCUAUACACACGGGUGAGAGAAGCAGAGUUAUCUGGGAUUCCAUUGUGGAGGCUAGUUCUUGAUCCUGGCAUUGGCUUCUCCAAGAAAUCUGGACAUAACCUUGAAGUAAUUAUGGGAUUGGAAUCCAUUAGGAGGGAGAUGGGUAAAAUGAGUAUAGGUGCUUCACAUGUGCCAAUAUUAUUGGGGCCUUCAAGGAAAAGAUUUUUGGGUGAAAUAUGCAAUCGUGCUAAUCCAGUUGAGAGAGAUGUUGCUACUGUUGCAGCUGUGACAGCUGGGAUUUUGAAUGGUGCUAACAUAGUAAGGGUCCAUAAUGCUGGAUAUGGUGCAGAUGCUGCAAAGUAUCGUUGCUGCAAUGAACCAGAGAUAAUGCUUUUUCUUGUGUCACCAAGGAAUAAGGUCACAGAAGCUGCUAGUGAAGUUGCAGAUACUUAUCCUUCAGGAUUUGAAAUUGUCAAGUUCUACUAG